AUGAAGUUCUCACGCGCAGCUGCUCUUUCUCUCCUUUCUGGAAUCGGGGCUGCAUCUCCAGAUGCUAACUGUUCUCCUGUGACAACCACAAUCUAUCAGCCCACUACUAUAACUGUCACAGAACCUUCAUUCGUAACAUCCACUGUUACUCUUGGAGGAGGUGGAGGGUACGGCGAAGCAGAGGAAUCUGGUACAACAAUAUAUCAGACUGUCACACUUGGAGGCGGAUCUGCUCCCACGCCAGUUACCAUCACAGCACCUGCUCAAACUAUUACAGCCCCUGCCCAAACUAUUACAGUCAAUAAUGGAGGAACGGUUAUUGGAGGAGGCUCCACUUCCACAUCGACAUCUUUGAAGGUGUUCAAAACUUCUACUCCUAUUAUAAGUGGAACAGGAUCGCUUCUGGGAGUUCAGGUCACACCCCUUCCCUCGGCCGGUUCUACCGGAGCCGUUACACAAGUAAACGUGAUAUCAGGGGUUUCAACAGUUCAAGUCUGUCCUACUGGUGCUACAACUUAUGACUGCACAGAGGUUGUUUAUGGGUCAGGAGGAGAAAUAAUUGUAGUUCAGAUCAUCACUGUUGAUGUCACGAUUGAUGUCUACGGUGAAGCCAGCACAGUUACAAUAACCAAGAUUGCCAGUGCUACUUCCACGCCCAGUCUCCCACCUACACACUCGGAAAGUCUUCUUGGAACCAAGACCAGCAAAGUGACAUCUACUGGUAAGCCUACAGGACCACCAUAUUCGUUUGGAAACGGAAGCGAGCCUAUCUAUCCAACGGGUAGUAUUAGAACAGGAAUCAGCGUCUCAUACAAACCCACUGGAACCGGAAAGCCAACCAAGCCGACGCAUGUUGUCUCAAUUGGCCAAAAUGGCACUCUCUCUUUCUCUCCUCAAUACAUUGAUGCGGAGGAAGGAGAUACCGUGCGCUUCAAUUUUUACCCAACCAAUCACACCGUAACUUCUUGUGAUAUCGCGGCUCCUUGCUUUAUGAAUGGUGUCUACGAUUCGGGGUUCAAGCCCGUUCUGGCUAAAAACAUGACUACAUUUGUCGACUUCCCCGUUACAAACGCCACGAACCCACUGUUUUUCUUCAGUCGUCAAAAGAAUGAGUGUGAGUCAGGCAUGGUGUUUGCCAUCAAUCCUAAAUCGAAGGCUCAGUAUGACGGAUUCGUAUCUGCUGCCAAGGGUAAGAAGACUACCACCACAAGCCAUGCACCGACUGGAACAGCAUAUUCGACCGGUACGGUUAGAGGCACAGGCCUUCCAUAUUCUCGCAACGGCACUUACUCAUAUGGCUUCCCAUCCGGCAGUGUCCGACCUACAUCCGCGCACUCUGAGUUGGGCAUUAGCGUGACCGGCUCAUCAAAAGCACCAUUUUCUACUGGUGGGCCAAAAACAACUAUUGGCACUGGAACUGGGGUACAUCAUAUCGAGACGGGAACAGGGUUCGCACUACCAUCCGGCACUUUUAAACCAUCUGGCAGUGUCAAGCCAUCUGGUAGUAUCAAGCCAUCUGGUAGUAUCAAGCCAUCUGGUAGUAUCAAGCCAUCUGGUAGUAUCAAGCCAUCUGGUAGUAUCAAGCCAUCUGGUAGUAUCAAGCCAUCUGGUAGUAUCAAACCAUCAGGCAGCAUUCGCAGCUCCGGGCGUCCACACUCAUCGGGUUCCUUCAGACCAACUGGAAGUAUUAGCGGCAGUGGCCAUGCAUCUUCAACGGGCAGCGCGAAGACAAAUAUCGUCUCAAGCAGCUCGUCUUCAGUCACAAGCAAAACUAGCUCAUCGUCACACUCAACUACUAGCAGUUCAAGUUCGUCUUCACACUCGACCACCAGCAGUUCUAGUUCGACCAUCACCACUACUUCUUCAAUUCACGGUUAUGUUCCCUACAGCUUCUCUACUCCCGUCGCUUCAUAUGUCGCUCAACCCUAUCGAGCGUAA
This is a messenger RNA of Botrytis fragariae, 1938 nucleotides long. RefSeq names its product putative serine-threonine rich protein. Lineage: Eukaryota; Fungi; Ascomycota; Leotiomycetes; Helotiales; Sclerotiniaceae. The transcript is spliced from 2 exons. The record is from RefSeq and is a predicted model, not a curated record. The coding region runs from base 1 to 1938 and encodes 645 amino acids.